Messenger RNA from Arabidopsis arenosa, 1092 nucleotides. NCBI's taxonomy places the organism in Eukaryota, Viridiplantae, Streptophyta, Magnoliopsida, Brassicales, Brassicaceae. The record is from the annotation of a GenBank genome assembly.
AACGCAACAGAGAAGAAGACGAGAAUCAGCUACAUCAUCUACUUUAGAUUUCCGACGUCUAAGCACAUGAACCGACGGCGACUUUUGGUAUCGGCGACGCUUCUCUCGUACUUGUUCUACGGCAUGGCUCUCGUCUCCGUUGAAGCCUCCGGUGAAAAGCUUAGAGAAAAUCUGGAUUUGACUAAAACGACGACGUUGUCACCGAGCUUAUCACAUCGGAAAAUGCUUCUUCUCUCUUCUGGUCCUGAAGCUUUCGAUCCAUGGGGAACGAGUGAUCCUUAUGUUGUGAUGGAUUUGGAUGGUCUGGACAAGAGCCGAAAUGGAACGAAGACUUUUGUUUUUAAUAUCAAGCUGCCUCCUGCAAAAAAGAUAGAGAUUGCAGCUUGGGAUGCAAACCUUGUUACCCCACAUAAACGGAUGGGGAAUUCUGAAAUCAACCUGGAAUCCGUUUGUGAUGGUGAGAAUUUGUUCACCCAUUCAUUAUCAAUUUAUUUUUACAAGUUUGAGUUAAAAAUGAGGAAUAAAGUCUGUGUUGUUGUUGUUGAGUAUAGCGUGCUUUGUGAAGAUGCAAUGCAAGCCGUGGCUGUGAAAAGUCAAUUGCAACAGCUAGCUAGACCAAUGUACAGCAACCCACCUUUACACGGUGCUCAACUGGUCUCAACCAUUCUUGAAGACCCAGAGUUAAAGAGUCUGUGGCUAAAGGAAGUUAAGGUCAUGGCUGAUCGGAUCAUCGGCAUGAGAACUACUUUGCAAGAAAGCCUUGAGAAGUUAGGAUCGCCUUUAUCAUGGGAGCACGUUACCAAGCAGAUUGGAAUGUUCUGCUACAGUGGGCUAACACCAGAACAGGUUGACCACUUAACAAGCGAAUAUCACAUCUAUAUGACCCGCAAUGGCCGUAUCAGUAUGGCUGGUGUUACGACAGGAAACGUGGGAUACCUUGCGAAUGCUAUACAUGAAGUCACCCAAGGUUUGGGUGGAAGUGUCGAAGGUUGGAGAUGCAGCUGUGUUGAGACCAAACUCUGAAAUUCAAACCAUUGCCGAUGCAGUAGGUAGUAUUGUGGCUUGGCCUAAUGAUAAAAUCAUGUAUGUCUA